AAUACAGUGUGUGUCCCACCCACCAUCACUCUCACUGCUCACCGACCACUGAGUCCUGUUAAACCAUGCUUCGCCUCGGCACCACACUCUUGCUGGCAGCAGCCUGUGUGCUCGUAAGUCCAGCUGUUUCCACAGAGACAGUUCUUACCUGUCAGGUUGAGACUGUCCAGCGCCUGAGCUGUGAUACUGGAGUGAUCAGUGUGCAGGAAGCACUGUAUGGACGCACAGACAGUGAGACCUGCAGUGAGGAAAAACCUCAGGCACAGCUUACCAAUACAGAUUGCGCGCAAGAGGGCACAGUGGACGUCCUCAAGAGAAGGUGUGAUGGAAAAAGGGUGUGUGAAGUGAGCGUGAAUGUCUUUGGAUCACCCGAUCCCUGCGAAGGCACCUCCAAAUAUCUACAGACCAAGUACAUCUGCCUCCCAGCAAUUCACCUUGUGACAUGUGAGCACUCUUUCGCAAACCUGCACUGUGAUACUGGGCAGGUUAUAUCUGUCUACGGCGCUGAUUAUGGACGCCACGACCAGACCACAUGCACUUACAAACGGCCUGCCACUCAGAUCCAAAAUAGCGACUGCUCACAGCCGACCAGCAUCGUUUCUGACAACUGUGGUGGGAAAAACAGUUGCAGUAUCAAAGCAAGCAACUCAGUGUUUGGAGACCCCUGUGUCGGCACUUUCAAGUACCUGGAAGUGGCUUACGUUUGUGAAUAUCCUUCCAGCCCUCCAGAUGACACCCUGGAGCCAGUUGGGCAAGAUCAAGCCAUUGUUUUGUAUAUAAGGCAAAGACAGUUCCUCACUGGGCAGAAGAGAUACAGGUGUUUCUGUUUCUGCAUCCGUCAGUCCCUCUGUUCAGCUCAGACAGGAUCUUCUAACAUCAUGCUCUGCUACAGACUCAGCACCACACUGUUGCUGGCAGCAACAUGUUUGCUCAUGGCAGCAGUUGUUUCCACGGAGAAAGUUGUCACCUGUGGCAGCUCCAGGAAUGUCCAGCGCCUGAGCUGUGAAUCUGGAGUGAUCGUUGUGCAGGCAGCACUGUAUGGGCGUGCAGACAAUCAGACCUGCAGUGAGGGAAGACCUCAGAAUCAGCUUGCCAACACAACGUGCGCUCAAAGGGGCACAGUGGACGUCCUCAGAAGAAGGUGUGAUGGCAAGAGGGAGUGUGAACUGAACGUAAACCUUGUUCGUAACUCUAACCCCUGCCGUGGCAUCCACAAAUACCUGGAAACCACCUUCACCUGCUUCCCAGCAAUUCACUUUGCUGCCUGCGAGGGCUCUGUGGCACACCUCAAGUGUGAUGUAGGACAGGUUAUCUUUGUGUAUGGGGCUGACUAUGGACGCCGUGACCGCACAACCUGCUCUUUCAGACGGCCUACCUCUCAGAUCCAAACAGUUGACUGCUCACGCCCCACUACCAAAGUUGCUGACAGCUGCAAUGGGAAAAACAGGUGCAGUAUCAAUGUGAGCAACUCAGUGUUUGGAGACCCCUGUGGUGGCACUUACAAGUACCUGGAGGUGGCGUACAUAUGCGAAUAUCCUGGGGUCAUUCCAUAUCAGCCUCCAACUCAGCACCACACUGUGGCAAAGACUUCAACUUAUGCCUUUAUAUCUGUUAUUGUAGUUGUUUCCACGGAGAAAGUUGUCACCUGUGGCAGCUCCGGGAAUGUCCAGCGCCUGAGCUGUGAAUCUGGAGUGAUCGUUGUGCAGGCAGCACUGUAUGGGCGUGCAGACAAUCAGACCUGCAGUGAGGGAAGACCUCAGAAUCAGCUUGCCAACACAACGUGCGCUCAAAGGGGCACAGUGGACGUCCUCAGAAGAAGGUGUGAUGGCAAGAGGGAGUGUGAACUGAACAUAAACCUUGUUCGUAACUCUAACCCCUGCCGUGGCAUCCACAAAUACCUGGAAACCACCUUCACCUGCUUCCCAGCAAUUCACUUUGCUGCCUGCGAGCUCUCUGUGGCACACCUCAAGUGUGAUGUAGGACAGGUUAUCUUUGUGUAUGGGGCUGACUAUGGACGCCGUGACCGCACAACCUGUUCUUUCGGACGGCCUACUUCUCAGAUCCAAACAGUUGACUGCUCACGCCCCACUACCAUAGUUGCUGACAGCUGCAAUGGGAAAAACAGCUGUGCUAUCAACGUGAGUAACUCAGUGUUUGGAGACCCCUGUGGUGGCCCAUACAAGUACCUGGAGGUGACGUACAUAUGCGAAUAUCCUGCAGUCAUUCCAAAUCAACAUUAAUUAUUAACAUACUGGAAUUUCACUUGUAUCACAAUAAACAUGCAUUUGAUUUAAUACAUUUGUCGGUUUGUUCAUUGGCUAAAGAAAUGUCAAACAUAACUGCAGAAUCCUGCUCCGGAUACAGAACUAUACCAGAGUACUAAUAUGGAAUAGUUUGGCCCAUACAGGUUACAAGGUACAUACAAGUUGAAAUAUAUCCACUGAAUUUCAGAUGUCUCUUUCACAAUGUAAAUCUAUAGGGAAAAAGUCUUUUGGGGCCCAAGGGCACCAUUUGAUUGACCCAUAAGUUGUAAUUCCAGUACAAAAAUGGGCUUAAAAUCCAGGUGCACUUCCUGUGGGCCUAGAGUGGGGCUGCUGUGACCGGCCCCUGACUUCCUGUCAUUUUGCAAAACUGGCCACGGGCAAAGCAAGUCGAGUACUUGUGGUCUUGAGCUUCUGCUCCUGUCUGAAUCUGAACCAGCCUGAUUGUUUGGAGUAACUGUGUGUGAGAGCAUGUUGCACCUUCUGUCAUGCAAAAUCAUCUGCCCACUCCAAAAUCACACACACAGAACCUUAAAGUCCCUGCACCC
Messenger RNA from Epinephelus moara (kelp grouper), 2809 nucleotides. RefSeq lists its product as uncharacterized. The transcript is spliced from 26 exons. The record is from RefSeq and is a predicted model, not a curated record. Gene Ontology annotation, molecular function: carbohydrate binding. NCBI's taxonomy places the organism in Eukaryota, Metazoa, Chordata, Actinopteri, Perciformes, Serranidae. The coding region runs from base 66 to 2240 and encodes 724 amino acids.